ACGUAUUAUCAAUAAUACAUUGUAACAAAAAUUAAAAGGUAUAAUGUGCGUUUAGUAGCAUGUUUUCCUAUGGCUAGUGCUAUUUCACUCUUUACAAUUAAUAAGAAAGAGAUGUAACAAGAAGAGAAUAUGACACCUUUAUACCGAAGUGUUCAGUUUUGUUUCAUAUGUAUUAAACCGUGGGUGCCUUUUGUUGAAUCAAAGCGAUAAAUAUUAAUAUAUUUUUAACGUAUUGUAAGCCGAUACUCGCCAAGUUUUCAUUCAAAGACUGGAAUGUAAUUUACUUGACGAUAUUUCUGUGGAAACGCGUGUUGACUUACGUUCGUAUUGUUGGUUUUAUUGAUUUACUUAUGUCAUCGCGGACUUGAAUGAAAACACGCAUUUAAGUACAUAAAAAAUGAAAACCAGAUUGACCUCUGUGACUUACCUUGGCUAUACGGCGAUGGACAGGCGUUUCUCUAACGCCAUGCUCCCGUGGCUGCUACGGGAAAUUCGAGCUACCAGCAUUAAAGAUAAGUUAAGCAUAGCUAUUGAAGAUGGGUGCUUGAAAGCUUACAAUGGGAACUUCGAGCCCGUGAUCGUUCAUAGAUUAGUAGACAUUUUAAGGGCCAGCCAGGUCCCUGGCCGACCAGAGGAGCUGUUCUAUAUACUGCUCAACGAGAAGGAUGCACUCCUCAACUGCUUUUUGUUCAGAGCGGCCACUGUUCACGAGGUGACCGACCUUUUUGGACAGAUGCGGGAGCCAUCGCCUGGGGCGCCUAGCCCCAAAGACUCAUCGGGGUCUUUAGCUAAUGGGGCCGUUACAAAGAACAUUGGGUUCCAACAGCAGAACACAUCAGAGCUUCCAUGGAGCAGUCCCGCCAUAUCACUGCCUGGAAAUUGUAAUAACAAUUUGACAAGUGAACCUCAGUCUGGAUUGGUAAGGAGUGUCAGCAAUGCAUCAACUCUAACUUCACUAUGUGCUGAUCUGUCACCAUCUGACUCUCAUUUUUUCGAGGUUUUAUACAUUGGAAAAGUUAGGAUAUCACAAAGAAAAGUUCCUGAUUCUCUAAUAGAUGACGCAUUGAACAAAUUCGCACAACAUGAAGCUGAAAAGAUUAAAAAUCAGAGACGACAUAGCUUACAUCCAACCUCCACAGAGACGUCCGUUCAUAGCAAUACGGAAAACUUGGCUGAUGAAAAAGAAAAACUAAAAAGUAACUUAGGUACAAGUUCGAUUCCUUUAGAACCCGACAAAAGUAUUAUAAAGAAAACAAAAGUGGAAAACAAUGAGAUUGACAAAGAAUUUGAUAUGUUUACAAAAGAAAGAGUUGAAAUCAAUUCACAAAUGAGAAAAAGUCAAACAUUAGAAUCAAUGUCUUUAAAUAUAUCUAAAAAUAACCUAGGAACAGUAACAGAGGAUGAAGAAAAACAUGAUAUACAAUCUAUAAUAACUAAAACAGCAUCGUCUAUAACAAAAUUUUGUGAACACACAAUUAAAGAUGUAAAUAAAAUUGAAGAUAAUAUAAUAGAAGAAAAAAGUCCAAUAUCUGAAAAUAAUAAAGAAAAUACUGAGAUUGAUAAAAAUGAAAAUAGUUCGAGACAAUUUACAGACCAGGUAUCAAAUAAACAAGAAGUAAAUGAAAGUGGAAGUGAAAAAAACUCGUCAGAAAAUAAACAAAGUUUAAAUUUAAGUAUAGAAAAAUUCAAUAAGCUAUCCAGUUCAAAAAUGUUAAAUAGUGAAAAUAUCAAAAAAUCUAUGCUAGAGAAUAAACCGUAUUUGAGAGAUAGAUCAGCGUCUAUUGGAACUUUAAAUCUGAAGACGCCUAUAGUUCAGUUAAUUGGAGAACAAAACCGAACUAUGUUGUUUCAGGUAGGUCGUUCAGAAUUGCGACUUAUUAGUCCAGAUAGAAAGCAAAUACUCCUCCACAGGGCCUUCAAGGACGUAGCGAGCUGUGUGCUGGGCCGCAUCAACAAGGACCACUUCGGUUUUGUAUGCCGGGAGGCCAAUGACAGUUACGCUUGCUACGUUUUUAAAUGUGAAAGCGAUUCCGUUGCUACAGAAGUUGUUAAUGCCAUAAAGCAAGCAUUUUUAGCGCACGCAGAAUUACUGAAGAAGUCCAGAGAGAAAUCUCCAAAUAUGACAUGCGAACAUUGCCCAAUGCUAUGGUACCAUAGACUAUGCCAUGAUAUAGAAGGUAUGAAUGAGAAGAAGACCCACGCCUUUAUCCUCAGACGUAUAGAACAACUGCCUGAUGAUGAACAAGACGUCAUCAUCACCAAAUACCAAGGCGGCACCAACCAUAUGUACGAGGUAAGCGAACACAAUGCAUUCCUAAUGAUGCUACUUCGAGCCCACAGUGAAGCUAAGCAGCUGAGGCAUAUUCACGACACAGCCGAAAACAGAUCAGAAUUUCUCAACCAGUACCUAGGUGGCAGCACUAUUUUCAUGAAAGCAAAACGCUCGCUGUCCAGUAGCUUCGAUCACUUGUUGAAGAGGAAGUCGAGCAAAGAUGAAGCUGGGUUGGGUCUACCACAAGUUAGUAAGAAGGAAGCUUCGCCUCUCUCUACUACCGCGGUGGAAACACCUUCAGAACCGCAUACUGCUGAGUUGCACCCUCCAGAAAGUUCUAGAAGUAAAUCCCAAUCACCAGCUGCACGAACACAAAGCAGUGAUUCACCAUCGUCUCCGAAGCAACUCACCCCGCCUGCACGGGAAGACGACAGCGUGGAGAAGGAAGAACCCGGUACUCCUGUUAAUUCGCCCAUGAUGGAUAUUUUUCUGAAAGUCAACGAUUCACGGCCGACUGCCGCUGAGUCAGGGACUGAAACGGACGCCACCUGGCGGCAGGCUAUAUAUGAAAAAGUUGUACAACCACCGGAAUUACAAACGGAAGGAGAACUGUCGUCGAAGAAACUCCUCAGUAUACCAACAGCGCCACAAGGAAAAAGGUCCAAAGAACAAUUACGACAAUUGUGGAAGUUGGCCAUAGAUCAGACCAUUCUGUUGGUUAGGAUGGAGAAAGAGAAUGCCAGACUUAAAGAAAGUGAAGAGUCAUCAGCAGUUCGCCGUAUAAAACUGGAGUACGCAGAGCUGGGCGUAUGUGAUGCUGGGGUGGUGCUCAUGUGGGAUUCCUUGUUAUCCUCUAGGGACUCCUCCAGACAAAUGGCCAAGGUUGACAAGCAUAUGCUGACUCAGGCUGUUAUACAGGGAGUACCCCGUACAUGCCGCGGCGGCGUGUGGUGGUUCCUGGCGGAGCAGGCGGCGCUGCAGGCCGCGCCGCCGCCCGCCGCCUACCACGCGCCCUACCGGACACUUCUGGCUGGCCUCACCAAGCACCAGCACGCCAUACUCAUCGACCUCGGUCGGACGUUUCCAAAGCAUUCAUACUUCGCAUCCGCUUUGGGUCCAGGUCAACUGGCCUUAUACAACAUAUUGAAGGCCUAUUCUCUACUGGAUCCUGAAGUUGGCUACUGCCAGGGUCUCAGUUUUGUGGCUGGAGUACUGCUAUUACAUACUGAAGAAGCGGAGGCUUUUGGACUACUUCGCCAUUUGAUGUUUAGACGCGGUUUACGGAAACAGUAUUUGCCAGACAUGAGCGCUUUGCAAGUUCAGCUAUACCAACUGUCUCGCCUGCUUCGCGAUCACGAGCCCGAACUGCACGCCAAACUGGAAUCCCUGGACAUAUCACCGGCACUGUACGCUGCGCCCUGGAUGCUGACACUUUUCACCAGCCAGUUUCCACUUGGCUUCGUCGUCAGAGUAUUCGAUCUGAUCUUCCUAGACUCAUUCGAUGUAGUAUUUUCUAUCUCGCUCGCUCUCCUCUCUAUACAUAGAGAUGGGCUGAUGCUGUGUGAGAGCUGCGAAGAAGCCGCCGAAUACCUGAAACACAAGAUGCCCGACAUGGAUAAAGGGAUUUAUGAGAAAGUGAUGAAAAAGAUUCAUUCCCUGGAUAUCAGCCGCCAAUUGAACGAUUACGCGGUAGAGUAUGCGGUACUCAGAGAGGAGAUGCCGAGACUGGCCACCCUCACUGAAGAGAACAGGCACCUGUUGGCUGACAAUAAAAGGAUGUCUGAUGAACUUGAUUCUGCAAUGGACGCCAUUACAAAUUACCAAAAAGUUCAAGCGAGACUCGAAACUCAAAAUAAAACUAUGGAGCAACAGCUCACGCUACUCAGCCGGUACAUGUCCGCCUAUCAUAGACAAGAAAUGCCACCAGAGAUAAAGAAAAUAAUCCAAACCUACAGCAAAAAGAUAUCUUUUAGUUCAAAAAUUAGUUCUUUCUCAUCAAAAUUCACCUCCAACGAUGAUGAAGAGGAAAAGAAGAUUUUCAAAACCGGUUUAAGUGCUCCGAAUUUGUUCUCCAAAAUAUCUAGAGAAGAGGUUCUCAACGCAGCUAACAUUGAGAAGAAGCCGGCAGAAAACGAAAGAAAAUUCCUCAUGAAGAAAUCCCAAUCGGUCCACUCUGGACUGAUUGGUAACAAUCUGAAGAAUUAUCCAUUGAGAGUGUUAGAUGAAAAGUCGGAAUUAGACCAGAAAAAAGAUACCCUGAACGAUAAUCUCCAGGAGUUGGGUCGAAAGAAUUCUGGAUUCUUCGCCAGUACCCACGAACAAAUUCGACAAGAGAGAUUAUUCGAGCAGCAACUGAAGCACGAUUUUGACGAGAACUUGAAGAGAUUCGACGAGAGGAACACAAGUAAAUCGUUUACGGACGAUUUGAGCUUAUUCCAAAGUAGAAAAACCAUGUCUUUGAAUUUGAACUCUGCGACGAAAACUCAGGAAGUAAAGUUGAAUGACAGCGGUUUUGUUACGCCGUUGUCUCCUAAUGAGACUGAUCGAAGAGACGAUUGCGCUUCGACCAUUUCCCACCCACUCAGCGAUUGUGACGUGGACAUAAUAUUUGAUGGACAAUCGACUAAAUUGAAACAACUAGGGCCGAUAAAACAACCAAAUAGUAUUACUGAUAAGUGAUUAUUUUCUUAUGUAUUUUUAAUUCGUACAAAUUUUCGAAAUUAAAUUAAAUUUUGUGAUGAUUGAUUCUUGAACAGGUUUUAAUGGAAGUGGCAAAUACAAUAGGAAAUCCAGCGUUACUUCAUGGAACUAAAAACUAUCCCAUAUAAAAAAUGUUAAUAGAAUCUAUUUAGAUAGUCUAAAUGGGUUUAAUAUUAUUAUAAGCUCACGCCUUUUCUGUUUGGGGUGAGCAAAAACCAGACAUCGUUGCUUACAUAUGUCUUGACUUACUUCUCUAGCUUCUUCUAUAUUCACACACUUUAUUACUAAAACUACUUUAUUUCGGCUAUUAUUAAUUUGAAAUUUCUUUAAUAUAUCUCCAAUUUAGAUACUACAAAUGCGACAGGUGCGCCCCCUACCGACUUGCUCAGUUACCUCUCCGUUAUAUAUCUGUUUCUGUGGUUGUUUGCCAUUCAUUCUUUAAAUACACCUAAUCCUUUAUAACACUUCUUACUUCAUCCUAGUCACUCUCACUACUUCUCUCCAUUUAAUGACACUGAUUCUCUAUAUUAUCUAUGGAUUUCUAAUUGUUGCACGCUUUUCGUUAAAUCCUAUGUAUAUAUUUAUUGUUUGUUUGAUGUUUUGAUGAAUUGUUAAAUAUAUUAGUUACUUAUAUUAAUUUUGUAUAAUUCGGUGCAGAUACUUUUUAUUAUUAUAAAGAUAAACGCUAGUUAAAAUGAUUGUUAAGUUGCUAAGUUAAAAUGAUCUUUCCUACGCUAUCCAUUAUUUAAGUUUCUAGAAUAUCAAAAUAUCAAAAACUAGAAGUGUGUAACUUUAUUCACGCGAAAUUACAAUAAACACACUUACUUAUAAAAUUCUUCCUAUUCUCCGUAUUUAUAUUUUUUUUUAUGGGUGAAAAUGGUAUGGUAACCCCGCCUGCGCUAACGGGAUACGCUGGCGGAGCACCAGUGAAGGGUGAUAGAUGAGAAUGAAAAAAGUUAGCCCAUCAUGAUGAAUUCAUCAGGAAUUAACCAUGAUAGUUUCCAGGGGGAACCGCGAGGAGGUCGACCUGGUUGAUAUUGCUAACAAUGGGAUUCUCAGUCUUCAUUACUAACAAUCCCUUUCCCUCCGCCUUAUCUAUGUUUACCAGAGAGAGACUUUGUACGAAAGUCGUUUGCUUGGGCACCUCUGUCCCAUUAGCGUUUCUACUGUGAAACAGUUGUUUGCAUGGCUGUGUUUCGGUUUGAAGGGUGGGAUAUGGCAGUGAAUUUACAGGGUACAGAGGAAUAACACCUAAGUCCUCAGGAAUGGCAAUGCAUGGGGGGUAUCAUAGGCGAAACAGUAUACUCUGUUAUGUCCAUGAUACUGCUCAUGUCUAUAAGCGACGGUUACCACUUUAUCAGGUGGGCCGCUUGUUUGCCAUUCUAAGUUGUAUAAAAAAAAUAUUUUGUGGUAAUUGUGCAUUAAUUCCUUGUAUAAUAUUAAUAAAGUGCCAUACAAUCAUACAAAUUGUCUGGUCCUCAAGUUAGGAUACUUUAUUUUAUGACGGGGUAUAACCCUGAAAACUUAGAUCUGAGUCAAUCCAGAAAUCUUUCCUACUUUCCCAAAAAUUUUCUAAAGUUUCCUAAUUUUGACCUACUAAGACUCUCGAUAAUCCGGGCCCAUAUUUAUGCAAAGCAACAUGCCCUACGUUGUGUCUCGGAGAUACGUAUGUUAGUCUAUGGUUUAAUAAUUAUUAUUAUUAUUUAUUUGGACAACAUAAGGUCCAUUUUGUUAGUUAUAAAUUCACUUAACCUAUGUUAGUAAAUGAGCAGUCAUGACGCUCUUGCAUUGAUGACCUGUUCCACCCAAUAUUUUAGAAUGGGAAAGUCCGUUUUCGUCACAGGCAAUUGUCUUUAGGACACUGUUUGAGCUAAAACGCAUUCUACCUGAAAGCGAAAUAAUUCGCGCCGUAUUGCCUAAAAAUCAUCAAAAAAGUGCAAAUAUGUGUGACUCACGACGUGAUAGCCCCAACGGUGCCUUGAAGGCAUUAUUAUAUUGGACUCGAAGAGCAUUUUUUUUUAAACGGUAAUGGAAUGGUAACCCCACCCGCGCUAACGGUAUACACCGGCGGGGCACCAGUGAAGGAUGAUAGGUGAGGAUGAAGCAGGUCAUUUAGCCCAUCGUGACGAAUUCAACAAGAAUUGGCCACGAUGGUUUUUUUUUUUUUUUACAACACAGGGGGCAAACGAGCAUGCGGCUCACCUGAUGGUAAGUGACUACCGCCGUCCAUGGUCACCCACAACACCUACGGCAUUGCAGGUGUGCUGCCGGCCUUUUAAAAAGGAAUAUGCUCUUUUCUUGAAGGUUAUGUUGUCGUAUCGGUUCGGAAAUACUGCUGCUGGAAGUUGAUUCCAAAGAGUGGUUGUGCGUGGAAGAAAGUGCCUUGAAAAACGCACGGUGGAGGACCGCCACUCGUCCAGAUGGUUGGGAUGAAAUUUUAGUUUAUGGCGGGUUGUACGAUGGUGAAAAUCUGCAGCAGGUAUCAAUCCGAACAAUUCUUCAGAGCACUCCCCAUGAUAAAUUCGGUAGAAGAUGCACAGAGAUGCAACAUCUCUACGCAGUUUCAGUGUGUCGAGCCGGACAGUAAGACGCCACGAUGGUUUCCAGGGGCAACCACGUGGAGUUCGACCUAAUAAGGCAUAUUGCUAGCAAUGGGGCUGUCAAACUCCAUUGCUAACAAUCCUUUUCCCCCUACAUUUGAAGAGCAUUGUAAGAUUUCUGAUUGUAGUCGACUCACAAGCUACUCGUAAUGAUACUUCAUGCUAAUUUGCACAAAUCAUAUAUGGCAUUUUGAUUCGAAUCUUUAUUUUAAUCGCAAAUUAAAUUAAAACAUUAGUUGGUUAUUCGAUUAGAAUUAUUUUGUUUAAUUCCGCUACCAGAGGGAGACAUACAUAUCUGUCACGCCUGUCUCCCAUUAGGGUAGGCAGAAACAAUGGAACGCCAAAUGCUUCGAUUCAAACAAACCUCUUUCGCUUCUUCCACAUUCAUCAAUCUUGUCAUACACGCUCGCCGGUUAUGGGUACUUUUGAGUUGGCCCUUCUUCAGCAAGUCGCCUAUUUGAUCGACAUACGUCCGUCUAGGGCGGCCCCUACCGACAUUUCCAUUCAUUCUUGCUCGACAAAUCUUUUUCGUAAUUCUUCUUUCAUUCAUCCUCUCCAAAUGACCAAACCAACGCAACAUUCCUUUUUUGAUUUUUGUCACUACAUCGUCUUUCAGUCCACACUUCAAUUACUUCACUUACACUGAAGUGUGGACCAGAGGGAGACUUUGUACAAAAGUCGAUUGCUUGGGUACCUCUUUCCUAUUCGUAUUUCAACCGUGAAGCAGCUGUGUUUGCAUGGCUGUGUUUCAGUUUGAAGGGUGGGAUAUGGCGUGAAUUUACUGGGUACAGAGGAAUAACAUCUGAGUCUUCAGGAAUGGCAACGCAUGGGGGGUAUCAUGGGCGAAACAGUAUACUCUGUUAUGUUCAUAGUACUUCUCAUGUCUAUAGUCGACGGUUACCACUUUCCAUCAGGUGGACCGUCAGCUUGUUUGGCAUUCUAAGUUGAAUAAAAAAAAAAAAUUUGUAUGCGUGCAUUAGUCAUUUACAGUCUGGGUGUCGAAGGGUCAACACUAGACUCAGAGCAGCGAUUUAUUAAUUUGCCUAUAGAUUCCGCGUUUAGAAGUAAACCUCGUGUUGCAACAUGUGCGUGGACUGAAUACCGGUCGGAGAUUAAUGGCUUUUUUUUUAUUUUACUAAUAAUGAUAGUAAUUAAUCCUCAAAUGUUGGCAGUCGCUAGCAUGUUAAUGGUAGCGGAAUUAAACAAAAUAAUUCGAGUCAAAUAACCAGUGAUAUGAACUUUUGUCAGUUCAUAUUUGACAGAAUCACGAUAUAAAAUGUUACAGUUUUGUAACAUUUAUAUUUAGAAAUCUGUAGAAAUUAGCGCAUUCACUGUGUGUAUUUAUAAUUAAUUAUAUAUUUUGUGAAAAAUUAAAUAUAUUUUUGUUACGUCUCUUUUAGUGGAUGUUGUUGAACAUUUAUGUGAAUUGUAAAUUUUGCUCAAAAUUAUAUAUAUUUAUAUAUGUUUAUUUUUUUUUCUCAUCAAAUUUGAUA
Messenger RNA from Galleria mellonella (greater wax moth), 9065 nucleotides. RefSeq names its product TBC1 domain family member 4 (gene plx). The record is from RefSeq and is a predicted model, not a curated record. The coding region runs from base 398 to 4951 and encodes 1517 amino acids. Lineage: Eukaryota; Metazoa; Arthropoda; Insecta; Lepidoptera; Pyralidae. The transcript has 25 exons.